UUGACCAACAGAAACUCUCUCUUCAUCACAAGAAAGUGGUGUGUUGUCCUCUGAAACUCACCUGUUAGAAAGCUGACUAAUUCAAUAUUUUCUCUGUCCACCAGAAUCUUUGUCCCUCUCUCUCCAUAUCUUUAUGUACAUCUCUCUUUACUCCUCUUCUUAUACCACACUUUCUUUGUUAAUAGUUCAAACGCACAAAAUAAAAGAAGCUAAAGAAAGGUUCAAUGGAGAAAUCAAGAAUGCCAAGAAACGUUUAUGAACCUUUGAAGACAUAUUUUCUCAAGGUUAACAUCAACUGCCAUGGAUGUAACAGGAAAGUGAAGAAAACAUUAAGAAAAGUUGAAGGUGUUUACUCUGUUGAUAUAGACACAGAUCAACAAGCAGUGAUUGUUAGAGGUAACUUGGAUCCAGAGAUUUUGGUCAAGAAGUUGAACAGAAGAGGAAAGUAUGCAGAGCUUUUGUUCAAGAGUCCUUUCCAUAAGGACCAGUUUGGUAAUCAUCAUGACAACAGAAGCUUGAGGAACGCACCAUACAACUUCGGAAACAAUCACUUUAACAAUGUCCCAAGUUACGAAAGGCAAAGCGAUGGAGAGAUGAUGAAGAUGAUGAUGGCAAACAACAUGAAACCUGUGAUGAUGAACGAUGCAGACUACUUUCAGAUGAACGAUUCUUCUGAAGAUUUCCAGGAGCUGUUUGGAGAAACAGCGCAAAGACACAACUAUGAUGAAGAGGUGCAUCCAAAUCUGAUGAGGGACAUGGAGCUUGGAUAUUCUAAUGCAUACCCUGCAGCAGAAACAAUGAACAUGCAUAUUCCAGGAAGAUCUAAUAAUAUGAUGAUGAAUGAGAGAUCUUUCCACAGUCAGAUGAUGAACGGUCCAUCUCUAGUUCCACAGUUUAUGAAUCAGGAACAGUUCAGCGCAAGGCAACUUAAUGGAUUCUACUACUGACUGAAGAAAGUUUUUAAGAUAUGUGUGUGUGUGUGUUUCACCUCUUUAUUUCACGCAUAAUAGACUAGUAGUAUAGAGUUUUAUAUUGUUUCAAUGUUGGUUAAGUGUGUGUUUGUCACCACAUUAGCUAUUAACAAGAACCUAGUGGUAUCAAUCUAAAAGCUAUCAUCACAUUUCCCAUGA
Messenger RNA from Brassica napus (rape), 1130 nucleotides. RefSeq lists its product as uncharacterized. The transcript is spliced from 3 exons. The record is from RefSeq and is a predicted model, not a curated record. NCBI's taxonomy places the organism in Eukaryota, Viridiplantae, Streptophyta, Magnoliopsida, Brassicales, Brassicaceae. Gene Ontology annotation, molecular function: metal ion binding. The coding region runs from base 225 to 947 and encodes 240 amino acids.